AUGGCCUGGUUCCAGCUGACAUUUGCAUGCGCAGUCUUUUACAAGCAGAUUGUCACAGAGAAGUUAGGACCUGAGAAAGGACUGCUGUGGGUGCAGCUGAUCGAUCUCCGCGGUCCCCGUGGCACGGCCGUGCGGGCCCAGGCACUUGCUGAUCUGGUACUGCUGCUGGGCAACCUCACGGCAGAGGAAGCAGCAGGGAAUGUGACGAUGAUCGAUCACAAUGGGAAGACUCCGCUGCACAAGGCUGCCAUGCUGGACGACGUUUCUUUGCUUGACGUGCUCCUGCAGUACGGUGGUGCCAGCAGUGCCACCCUGGAUGGAGCGCGUGACGCGGACGGCUUCACCGCACUGAUGCAGGCAUUGCUUCUGAACAACACUGAUGCUUCCGACUGGCUACUUUCGAACGGCGCCGCCGUCAGCCAGGCAGACCUGGACCUCCUCACAAGCCGCGGAGUUGAGACGGAGCUAGUGCCAUCCGAACUGACGGAUGCUCCCGCCCACCUCGGCCGGGGCUCCUUCCCCUGGACGGGCCCUAGUGCUGCUGGUUUCGGCGGUUUGCCAGUUUCCAGCCCGAUGCCGACAACUACCCUCUUCGCGUUUUCCACAACGACGAUCGUUACUUUCACGAGCACCACAACUUGGACGACCAGCAGCACUGUUUCCACCACCAUUACCACGACGUAG
Symbiodinium pilosum is the source of this 684-nucleotide messenger RNA. Lineage: Eukaryota; Dinophyceae; Suessiales; Symbiodiniaceae. The record is from the annotation of a GenBank genome assembly.